AUGGGCUCUAGGGCCCAGGCCCUCCUUGAGACUGAGGUGGGCGAACUUCGUGAGGAGGUUGACGAGCUGAGGGCCAAGUGCGGCGACUUCGCCCAGAGCUGCGUGACCUCCGAUCUUUGGAUUCAUACAGUGGCAGUCGAGGACAUCUUCAACGAUCUCCUGGCCAAUCUUCACCUGCUGCUCUUGUCUUUGAGAGAGCUCCUUGAGUGGCUGAGACCAACGGCCCUGUCACUCCUUCCAACCCAGGCCUGGAUUGAGAGAGAAGAGAUCUGCGACCGAAUUGGUCAUUUCCUUUCUCAGUGCUUGCAAGGAGCACAUCGAGGCUCCAGUGGUCGUGAGCUGCUGCCCAACUCGAACAGGAUCUGGAUUGUGGUGCGCGACUUUGAGGGCCUGAUCUACACGCCAGUGCGGGUGUUCAGAAAUUGGACACCAGCGAAGUGGCUUGUGAAGCCCAACAACGGCAACCCCGCGGCCCGGGGACAGCAUCUUCGUUGGGUUGCCAUCGGGGCGAGAAGCCAGGCGCGUUGUGCAUCUGGUGCAAAUUGCCUGGCCCGCGGUGCGGUUGAGGCUGAGUAUCCCAUCUGCCUUUGGGUGGUUGACCCUGAGGCGCAUUUUUCCUGCUACCGCCCUUUCAAAACCUAUACGCUUAUUGGGGUUCAAGCUGCCGACCCGGACGAUCGCUUUGCGGUGGUUGAAGACGAUCAGGUGAAGCUAUGGGUUGGGUUCCUACGCCACGAGUAUGUCCAGCAGCUGGAGAUUGUGGACGAGGCGGGUUACGAGUUCUACUUCGAGCAAGUUUCUCGAAGCCUCGCUAGCUGCCAUCUCUCAGGACAUCAAGAAGAUAGCCGGGGGGCGUGUGCGAAAAGUGUUCCCAAGCGGAAGGCAAAGGCCAAAACCUCUGCGUUGAAGGCCUCAGAUGUUCCUGGUGGCAAGACAUCUGCAUCAUCAGACCCGAUGAGCAAAUUUCCUCUUCUGGUUGCGGCCCUGCAAGCCGGAAUGCCCGAGACCAACUUGGAGCAGAUGCAGCGUCUCCUCUCGAGGGGAAAGCCUGGGACAAAGGUGAAGAAUUUGAACUUGAAGGCCCAGCCGGACUACCUGUCCGAAGGCGAAGCGGCUUGCGAAGCAGCAGCAGGCGAAGAAUUUGGUUGGGAUCAGCCGCAAGACCUUAGCUUCUGUCAGCAUGCGGGAUGUGCGAGGCAUGAGCGUCUCAACGUAGCCAAAUGCGCCAAGACUGGCUCUUUGCGUAGCCGCGUCCAGCGUGAAGGCACCUUGUCGGCAACUGAGCUGCUUACUGCUCAGACCUUGCAGCUUGAAGCCAAGCAGUUAGAGCCAGAGCUGUUUUGCAAGUGGCGCAGCGAGCAUCUGAAGGAUGUUGACCUGGCGGCCCUCUUUGCUACCGUGCCUCUUUUCCUUUGUCAUGCUUUGGUGAGGUGCGCUGAUGAGCUUUUUGUUUCUGGAGGAGCUUUGAGCAAUCUGAGGCACCUAAUCUUAGCCUCCCAGUGGUGGAUUCCUGCGGCUAGGCCGAUGAUGCAACCAGCUUGGGAAAUGGUCGAACGAUGUGAGAGUUUGGUGCCCGUGCGUCAUCGCACCCUUGUUCCAGAAGCUUUAGUUCAGAGUCUCUGCGUUUUGUCAUGGCAGAUGAAGCGGUACGCUUGGGUUGGAGCAACAAUCCUUGCUUUCUAUGGUGCUGGGCAUCUUGGUGAGAUACUUCGAUGCUGCAGGGAGGACCUUGUGUUGCCCGAUGACGUGGUAGAGCCAUCUGGCAGUCCUGUCUUCCUUCGUUUGCGAAACUUCUAG
Messenger RNA from Cladocopium goreaui, 1797 nucleotides. The record is from the annotation of a GenBank genome assembly. Lineage: Eukaryota; Dinophyceae; Suessiales; Symbiodiniaceae.